AUGAUGACUGACAUAGCAGAAAAAAUACCUAAUACCAAUACAAAUAAUAAUUCUUCUAUGGAGGUGUCAAAAGAAAUAUCUGACAGUAGUGCCAAUAAUAAUAAUAAUAAUUUCAACAUUAAUUUACUAUCAAUUCAAAAAGAUACAAUAAAUGUGAGAAAACAAUGUGACGAGUUAGAAUCCUUAAUUGUCUCGCAGUUGAAAAAUAAUAAUCAUUCAUUGAAUCAAUUUAUGAAAACUUUGAAAACUAUAUCACAUAACCAAAAUGUAUUAGAAAAUAAAUUGGAGGAUUUAAUGAAAAAUCAAAUGAAUACAGAUAUCCUAGUUAAUAAUAUAAAUCAAAGAUUAAAUCUUAUAUCGACUUUAAUUAAUCCCAAAAAUUUAUCAAAUAAAAAAACUUUAUCAGCUAAAGAUAUUAAUAUUCUACUAUCAAAUAACUUUAACAACAAUACCACCAUCACCACCAACAAUAAUAAUAAAAAUAAUAAUAUCAAUAUUGUCAAUGGGUUAACCACUUCUACGAAAAGAGGUCCAGGCAGACCAAGAAAGAAUCAAACCAGAUAUAUUAAUAAUACUGGUAACGCCAAUAAUAAUAAUAACAGUAGUAACAACAUGAAAAGUUUAGAAAACAAUCAAAUUAAUAAUUUAUCUCCAAUAAAUGUCUCUUUACCAACAGGCACCGUUCAGAUUUCUAAAUCAAAAAGGUAUUUUAUUGAUCCUUUGGAUUCAAACAGUUCUUCAAUGUCUCCUUUGUUGCCCUUACGUACAUCCUCUUCAAAUAAUAAAUCUAAAAUCAUUACGUCAGUAUCACCAAGAAAAAUAAAAACAAGAGGUAAAAUAAAAAAUUACGCUGAAGAAGGAGAAGAAGAGGAAGAAGAAGAAGAAGAAAAUAAUGAAGAUAAUAUCGAAGAAAAAAAUAAGCAUAGGAAUAACAACACCACGAAACAAAAACUUGCAUCACUAAAGGAUAGAAAAUUAAAAACUGAGGAUAAACGUCUUUUAAUUGCGCAGGAUAACACAGCAGUGGCUACUACUCCACCAAAAAGAAGAAGAGGCAGACCACCGAAGUUGAGAACUGUAGAGACUGUUCUAUUAAAUACAUCAAAUCAAAUCAAUAAAGAAAACACAACCAAUGAUAAACUAUCUCAUUCUUCUCAACAGUCAAAUUUCAAUAAUGACGAUACUACUAACAAUAUUGAAAAUACUACUUUGGUAGACCAAACAAUAUUAACCAUCGAUACAAGUAAUAGUAAUAUAUCCUCCGCUAAUAAUUCAAAUAUGCAUAAUCCUGUAGAUGAAAAUAAAAACAAUGAUAUAAAUUCAAAUUCAAAUUCAAAAAUAGUAUCAGUUAAUCAAGAUACCUUAACUACCAUCAACAACAACAGCCACAACAAUAAUAAUAUUACACCACUUUCUAUCCCAAUAACAAAAAUAAUCCCUUUUAAACCAGAAAAUGAAAAUGAAAGGGAUAUUAUAAAUAAAGAAAAACCCAAAGAUGAACUUUCGAACGAUAAAUUACCACAAGAAAAUAAAGAACAACAAAGGAAGUUAGAUAGAUUAAGAGAUUCAAGAGAAAAAAUGUUAACUAGCUUAAAAUAUAACGACAGAGCAAGAGCCAAGUCCUUUAUGGAAUCAAACAAAGAAUUAUUAAUGGCUUUGAAAUUGGAGGAAAGAAGGAAAAGAUUAUCUUCAAAUUAUGAACAUACACUUCCCAUAACAUCAAAACAACUAAAGAAUGAACAAGAGGAUCACAGUACUACAAAACCAUUAGAUCAAUCUGACUUAGAUAAUUCAGAUAUACUUACUAUGAAAAAAGACAUAACCACUAAGACAACUAUAGAUACACACAAAUUAAAUGAUGCAACUGUAGAAACUUGGGAGAAAAAAUUUCCUGGUCAUUUUCCAGAAGUAAGUCUAUCUAAUAUUGUGAAUCAAAAAUUAGUUGAUGAUAGUACUGUUACUACCCCCUUUGAUGAUAAAAAGACAGAUCUAUUAAAUUUGCUUAAUUCAGAUCCAUAUUUUCAAAGGAAUAAUAAUGAUAUGAAGAAACUUUCAAACACAAACGCAAACUUCCAAACAGAACCAGUAGAAACCAAGAUUCAAAUAUCAGGCAAAAUACCAACCAUAAAUGAUACAAGCUUGCAGUUAAACAUGAAUAAUGUCAAAGUAAAUUGUCCUUAUAAUUUAAGGACAAAAAGAAAAUUAACAGACCCAAACAGCACAGUCUUCCCUAAAAUAUCCCAAGAAUCAGAUACAAAUCCAACAACUAAAAAAGCCAAAAUAUCAACAAUCGAAAAUUCGAAACAAACUGAAAAUAAAAUAGACUUAAAAGAAAAUAAUUUGAUAAACAAAUCAACGGAUAAUAUGAAGAACAUUGAAAUAGAAGUGGCUUUAGAUAACGGAUCCAUAAGUGAUGAUUCAAUAAGUGAGGAUCUACCCUUUAAUGAACCAAUAGAAUUAGUUUGCAAAGAUGGAUUCUUUUAUAAUAAGGGGUCUGAUGAACCAAUAACUAGCGGUGAUUAUUUAUCAUAUAAGUUUAAGGGUAAAGAAAAAGAUUUGUUGGCUAAAAAAUCGAGUAAAGACGAGGAUGGGAAACAUGGAAAUUAUACUAGUGUUACAAUGGGCUCAGUAAAUAAAUAUGAUAGAACAAAUGUUCAUGUUUUGCAAAGUGCAAUUGAACAAGAAACAGAAUUUGCAUAUAGAGUUCUUUCUAAAACUACAUUGACAGAAAGCUACGUAAAUUCUUUAGAAUAUUUCAUCAUGGAGUUCCGUUGGGAAAAUAAGUUGGUAAGUCUUGGUUUAAAAUUACGCGAAUCGAAGAGAACAUGGCAAAGGAGAAAAGCGUUAUUCACUUUAUUUGAUUUUUGGAGGGAUCAAUCUAUUGAAAAACGUAAUUUCCCUAACUUCACUAUGCUACACGCUAUUAAAGAGAUGGAAAAUUAUCGUAUAUUUAUUAAUAGAUCAGUCUCAUGGUUUUAUAACCAUAUUACACUUUUAAAGAUGAUCCUAUACGAUUUGUGUGAUAAUGUUGAUACACAAUGGAGAGAUUGGAUGUUUCCUAAGGAUAAACCUUUACCUGUUAUUGGAGGUUACGAUGAGGCAUCAAAGUCUAUCAUAACAACAGAAAAUAUUAAUGCAAUACUUGAUAAAGCUCUAGUUUUUGAUCUAUUAGAUGACGGUACUGAAAAUAAUGAAAUUAAACAAUCUCAAGUAGUAGCACCUAAUGUUAAAUCUUCACAAGAAACCUAG
Arxiozyma heterogenica is the source of this 3249-nucleotide messenger RNA. RefSeq names its product Sum1p (gene SUM1). The record is from RefSeq and is a predicted model, not a curated record. Lineage: Eukaryota; Fungi; Ascomycota; Saccharomycetes; Saccharomycetales; Saccharomycetaceae. The transcript has a single exon. Bases 1 to 3249 code for a protein of 1082 amino acids.